This is a messenger RNA of Aspergillus welwitschiae, 366 nucleotides long. RefSeq lists its product as uncharacterized. NCBI's taxonomy places the organism in Eukaryota, Fungi, Ascomycota, Eurotiomycetes, Eurotiales, Aspergillaceae. Bases 67 to 288 code for a protein of 73 amino acids. The transcript has a single exon. The record is from RefSeq and is a predicted model, not a curated record.
CAAAUCCACAUGAAAAUGCCAAAAAGGAAGAAGCAGGGAAGGGGGUGGGAUUAGCGUGCAGAGCAGAUGCAGCCGACAGGGAAGCUAGUUAGUCUCGCAGCGGAAGUAGCAGUAACAGUAACAGUAACAUUAGCAGUAGUAGUAGUGGUAGUAGUAGAUGGUGACCGUCAUGCCGGUCAAGAUGGAGAGGACCGGGGAGGGGUGAACAGCAGUAGAUUGAAGGCACUUAGGCAUAGCAUCGGGCAUGGAUGGGGAGGGGGAAGCAAUAAUAGUCGGAGACGAGUAUAAGCUUGUCUGGUCAGUCGGUGUAGCCAAGUUGGAUACUUACGUUCUUACAAAGAGUAGAAUAGAAUGAAUGAAUGAAUG